AUGAGAAAAAUUGCACCUUGGUUUGUCAUACUUCUUCUCACAAUUCUGAAUAUAACUCAUGGGUAUAACAUAAUAGUGAAUAAUACAAAAUUUUUAUUCAAUAUUAAAAAUGCGAAGGUGGACAAGCAGCACACUUACAAAUGGGAAAACUUGAACGAAGAUGGAAGAAAACAUGAAUUCAAAUUACCUGAUUGGUCAGGUGAUAAUUGUACACUGGAACAAGCCAAAGCCUUUUUUGAAAACAGGUUGGAAGAUGAACCAAGUGAUACAAGAGGUGAUAUUAUAACCGAUUUUAAGAACAGGUUUGUUGAUGAAGACAAUCAAAAUGGUUUUCUUAACGAUGGGAAUCAUAAUGGAAAUCAGGGAAGUGGUGAUGGUGAAGAUGAGAGGAUUAAACUAUUCAAUCUUGCAAUGGAAUUGAAAGAAGGAUCAAACAACAGGAAGCCAAAUAUUAACAAGAGCAUAAGCAUAUUUGAGAAAUUAAUAUUGGAAAAAAAAAAGGAUAAAAUAACAUCUUCGUCCUACUAUGAGCUAGGAAAAAUACACUUUAUAGGUUACAAGAAUAUUUUCUUUUGUUAUAAGAGAAAUUUAAAGUUGAGUAUUUAUUAUUUGGAGAAGGCUAGUCAAAUGAGAAAUCCAGGUGCUUUGCAUUUCUUAAGUUUUAUAUAUUUUUUCGAAUUUGAUAAAGAGGUGGAGAAGCAGGGACAAGGGCAGGCACAUAAUCAGAGGCAGACAGAGGGAAGUAAAUCUGAUCGUGGUUCUUCCCCCGACGCAGAUGUAGCUACAGAGGGAGGUAUAUUUAAAGAUGAAAAUAAUAAGAAAAGAAAAAACAUGCAUAUGGAGGAGAGAAACACAAAAAGAAAGGAAAUAUCCAAAGGAAAAAGUGAUCAUUUUAUACUACAUAAGCAGUACAAACCUAGUGAUCCUCCAACGAAUAAUAAGAAAUCGAUGAAUCCAUUUUUAAAAAGCUCAAUUGAGUAUGAAUUUUUGGCAUGUGGACUUAGCUAUACCCCAUCUGUUUUAAGUGUAGCUUACAAAUAUUUAUAUGGAAUAAACUUAAAAGCAAAUUGUGAAAAAUCCAAGAAUUAUUACAAAAUGGUUGCUGAUAAAGUGAUGAAUUCAGAUUACAUAAAUGUUCCUCUAUCUGAAUUGGACAUUUUAAAUGUGGAAAAUUUAAACAUGCACAAUGAAAUUAAUAAUUUGAAAGAUAAUGAGGAAGACAUUUUAGAAUUUCUAAAUGAUCAGAUAAAAGGAGGUGAUGUUAUGGCUUUGUAUGACUUGGGUAAGAAAUAUAAGGAGGAAAGGAACUUCACAAAAGCCUACGAAUAUAUUACAGAAGCGUCAAAAAAAAACAACGUACUCGCGCAGAAGGAACUUGGCAUUAUUUACCUUUACGGCUAUGGGACUCAGAAAAACAUAAAAAAGAGCAUCGAAAAUUUUACAAAGGCCGCUGCCGCUGGAGAUGUUGAAUCCAAGUGUUAUCUCGGAUAUAUCUACUACUUCAUGGACGAACACAGAAACGUAAAGCUAUCUAUCAAGUACCUUGUGGAAGCUGCCAACCACGAUUAUGGAGAAGCCUUUUUUUUUUUAGCUGAAAUUAUAUUGGAUUUGUCGAUAAAAAAACAUUACAUCUCAGAUGCAGUAUACAGAAUCAUAUUUAAACUUUAUGAACAUGCAGCUGAUUUGGGCUAUGUUCAGGCAUAUUUCAGAGAGGCACAGUUGUACGAAAUAGGAAAGGGGGUCAAACAGUCUUGCCUGAACGCCACACUAUCAUACAAGUUUGUUGCAGAAAGUACCUUAUGGACAAACAAAAUUAGGGAAGGAAUGAAUUACUAUAUACAAAAAGAUUACAUCAAGGCUUUCUACACAUACGCGUUGGCUGCUUAUGAAGGAUAUGAAGUUGCACAAAGCAAUUUAAUUUACAUUUAUAAGAACAACAAAUUAGAAAAUUUGAUAAGUCCAGAGAAAAUUAUGCAGCUAUUGCAUCUGUUGUAUAAACAAGGGAAUUAUAAAGCACUAUACGAAAUUGGUAUGAUUUAUAACAAACAGAAUAAAGAAAAUAUAUCGAUCAGUUAUCACAAGUUAGGAUUGAAUAAGGGUGAUUUACGAAAUCUUCUUCCUUUGUCUGUUUAUUAUGAGAAAAAUAUGAACCCCGACAGGGCACUGAAAUAUCUCAACUAUUUUAUGAAACAGAAAAAGCGAGACAAGGUCUCCAACAACACCAAGGUUGAUCGAAUAAGAAACAUUUUCGAAAGUUCCCUGUUGUACUUUCGUAAGUAUAAGUUACUUUUCAAAAAUUUUUUCAGGGCUAAACAAAAAAAGGGAAACAUAUGA
Plasmodium gonderi is the source of this 2334-nucleotide messenger RNA. Its product is annotated as ubiquitin-protein ligase. Gene Ontology annotation, molecular function: protein binding. The transcript is spliced from 4 exons. The coding region runs from base 1 to 2334 and encodes 777 amino acids. The record is from RefSeq and is a predicted model, not a curated record. Lineage: Eukaryota; Apicomplexa; Aconoidasida; Haemosporida; Plasmodiidae.